GGUUACGAAUGUCCUUGUCCUAUCAGGCUCACACUGUCUGACUGUUCACACCAGGGCUUGGGGGUCUUUCUGCUUCGGUUUUCUCCCGAGUAACGUUUAAUUCAUAAAAAUGCUGGCAGCAAGAUUUCUCCGUCGCUCCCUGCCUGUGCUGAGGCAAGCUAGAUGCUACGCCGACGCUCCCUCCGGCGGUGCACAGAUGUCCUUCACAUUCGCCUCGCCGACGCAGGUGUACUUUAAGGAGGUGAGUGUGAAGCAGAUUGAUGUUCCCACCCUGACGGGGGCAUUUGGCAUCCUGCCAGCCCACGUGCCCACCCUGCAGGUGCUGCGGCCCGGCGUGGUGACCGUCUACAACGAUGAUGGCUCCGCCGCCAAGUACUUCGUGAGCAGCGGUUCCGUCACAGUCAACGCUGACUCGUCAGUCCAGCUCCUGGCUGAGGAGGCGGUACCUCUGGACCAGCUGGACCUGGCAGCAGCGAAGGCCAACCUGGAGAAGGCCCAGUCUGAGAUGUCUGGUGCUGGGGAUGAGGCGUCCAGGGCAGAGGUGCUCAUCAGUAUAGAGGCCAACGAGGCGAUCGUAAAGGCCCUGGAGUAGAGCUCUGGUAGCGUGUCACAUCGGUGUUAAGGAAAAUCAAGAUCAAACAUUGUUUGUUUCCUAGUCAAGUCAGAAACCGCAAGAUCUCGCUUGCUUUGUACAGUGGAUGAAUUUACCAAUAAAUUUAUUUGGAAUUUAA
Molecule: messenger RNA, 731 nt
Organism: Osmerus eperlanus (European smelt)
Lineage: Eukaryota; Metazoa; Chordata; Actinopteri; Osmeriformes; Osmeridae
Gene: atp5f1d
Product: ATP synthase F1 subunit delta
Exons: 5
Coding region: 110-592 (160 amino acids)
Biological process (GO): proton motive force-driven ATP synthesis
Molecular function (GO): proton-transporting ATP synthase activity, rotational mechanism
Source: RefSeq, a predicted model, not a curated record